Penicillium brasilianum is the source of this 2294-nucleotide messenger RNA. The record is from the annotation of a GenBank genome assembly. Lineage: Eukaryota; Fungi; Ascomycota; Eurotiomycetes; Eurotiales; Aspergillaceae.
CUUCCAACUCCCCCCAACUCCCGCGCGAGGCAGUUUUUUUUUAAAAAAAGAAGAGGAUUCCUUCUUUCUUGUUCUCCUCCCUCCCUUCUCAUCCCCCCCUUGAAGUCCUCCGUUCUAAGUACUCUAUUAAAAAACAAAACCUAGUCUCAACUCCUUCGGAUCUCGUAUCUACCCAGUUCCGCCGAGACACUGAGGGUCUAAACCCACAUCCUGCCAACCUUGUGGGGUCCAAAGAAAGUCCAAAGAAUCCUAUUACGGUUGUUCCGAUCUUCAGUCAACCCCAACCCACUACUCUGACAAAGUCGACCGACCUUUUGGAGCUGAAGUCGUCCAGCCUUCCGCCUUCUAUCUACAGCUCCCUACCCGGGUUAUAGGUGACUUUUGAGUUUAGAUGGAGACAUACUACGGACAUGUCCGCACCCCAGCGGACGCCAUUAUUCUCUUCGAGGCUUGUCGGAUUGGCCUGCUGCCGCGAGUACAGCGUCGACUAUCAGAGAAGGAGCGACAGUCAAUUCGAUCGGGUUCCGUCUUCGUCUGGGAUGAGCGGGAAGCAGGCAUGCGACGAUGGACCGACGGCAAAUCAUGGAGUGCGAGUCGGGUGUCUGGUAGCUUCUUGACAUAUCGUGAGAUGGAAGGCAAGCGUGGUGGAGGUGCAGUGCCUCAGAGUUCAGUAUCACGACCAGGCAAGACGCCCGAGAGCCGAGGUAGCGACGAUGAUCGAGGGGACGGGACCGAUGAAGGCCCGGAUGGAUAUCGGUAUAAGCCCGAUGGUCUCAUGAAGCAAUCCUUCAGCAUCACCACUUCCACUGGCCAACACCUUCACCUGAUCAGCUACUACUCUCGCUCUCACCCGUCCGCGGCCAACCUCCAACAACCAACCACCGACCCAGCGCUUCGACAUGUUCGACCUCAGAAAGGUCUGUACCCGGAGUCAACCGUCAACGAUCAGCAGAACCUCCCGGUAGUCACUCGGGGACCGAUGCCUGGUGCUGCCGCCUACCCUAUCACGCCUCACCCCAUGGGUGGCUUCUCCCGCGCGAAUCCCGGCCACAGUCAGGCUUACACUCAACUACAUCACCCCUGGCCUCCAACCCCGUUGGCUACUCCACCGACUGUUGCAGUGCCGUAUCCCGGCGCUGCUUACCUACCACCCGUUGCUACAGCUAACGGAUCUCCGUACGGGCCCCCUCAACAUCAGCACCAGCACCAACCCCCACCUCACCUCCCACCCUCUGCCCAUGGUCUACCACCUCCCCCUCAUGGCAUGCCGAGCCAAUUUGAUCGACCGGGACAUCACGAGGCUGCACUACCCCCAGCGGGCCCCCCAUCAGCGGCAGCUCCCUAUCCAGGACGCUCGCCUCGAUCCUUACACCAACCGCCACCCGAGCAGCGAAGUCCACGGAUGUACGGACAACCAAUCUCGGAUCCGCGCAUGGCUUCACCUCGAAAUCCUCCAGGAUCGAUCUUGCAGCCCAACGGAGCAAUGCAUAGCCCACAAUUGCCGAAGCAGACCCCGCCCACUGCAGUUCGACAGCUUGGUCCUAUUGGCACUCCUCCUAAGCCUGAAUCGGGCACCGUGCCUGGUAUCGGCUCGCUCAUGAGCGGCACUUCCCUUGCCCCCAUUACGUCGGCUGGGUCUCCUGCUGGUGGGCCAGGAAGCCCGUCUGGUGCUCGGUCUUUAAUCACUGGUGAUGGCCCCCGUGAUAUCCCCAACGACAAGAUCGGGUUUGGAGGAGAAGACGUACGAGCCCUGCGCCAGUUGGACCGGGUAUUCAUUUAAAGAAGGUUAUCAAAAAACCACUGAAAGUGCCAUCAUUCACGUCAACAUGAUGGCAUACCACUUCCACCCCCCAAAAGGAGCUAUACACUUCUCCACCUCUUGCCUUCUAUCCGAUUAUCCUCGACCCUUCUUCAACCUCUUCCUGCGAUAUCCCAAAUUGAGUAAUCGCACACUAGACUGGAUUAGUCUAUACUUUACGGAGCCAGGCGUUCUUAUUUCAUGUGAUAUCCACCUAUGUUUUUGCUGGGUUUUCAUUUAUCAUGCUGGUCAUUCUUAGCAUUCUUUCUCCUGCAUGGGUCGGGAGGUGGCUUAUCUGCAUCUGGUAUUAUAUUCUUGUGAAUUAUACAUUUUUUUUUUCAACCUUGUCGUGUCAUGAACUGGUCUUGGCUCACGGGUAUACGGGCCUUGUCAUACAUAUCGUUAUGCAUUGGGAUCGGAUCAGUCUACACGGAUGGGACUUGGUUUUGGGCUUCGGGAUCUUAUCUAGUCUAUUCAAUGGACUUGACUUUCUAUA